Melozone crissalis (California towhee) is the source of this 2882-nucleotide messenger RNA. RefSeq names its product putative homeodomain transcription factor 2 (gene PHTF2). The coding region runs from base 146 to 2407 and encodes 753 amino acids. The record is from RefSeq and is a predicted model, not a curated record. Gene Ontology annotation, cellular component: endoplasmic reticulum. The transcript has 18 exons. NCBI's taxonomy places the organism in Eukaryota, Metazoa, Chordata, Aves, Passeriformes, Passerellidae.
GCUCUGCUUGUGUUGGUCUGUCAGCUCUUUUCACUUUUACCCAGCUGAUCCUGGUGUGCUUUAGAGCCAGGCUGACCUCAGGAUCAAUGUCAGCUGGAAACACGAAUGGCAGGCCUAAAAUGACUCUGUGAAUUCAGUGGAAUAAAUGGCGUCCAAAGUAACUGAUGCUAUAGUAUGGUACCAGAAAAAGAUUGGAGCAUAUGAUCAACAAAUAUGGGAAAAAUCAGUAGAGCAAAGAGAAAUAAAGGGUUUGAGAAACAAACCAAAGAAAACAGGACAUGUGAAACCAGACCUCAUAGAUGUUGAUCUUGUAAGAGGAUCUGCUUUUGCUAAAGCAAAACCUGAAAGUCCUUGGACAUCUUUGACCCGCAAAGGAAUCGUGAGAGUUGUUUUCUUUCCGUUCUUCUACAAGUGGUGGCUCCAAGUGACAUCAAGGGUCAUUUUUUUCUGGCUGCUUGUUCUUUACCUUCUCCAAGUUGCUGCUGUAGUGCUAUUCUGUACAGCCCAAAGCCCACAUAAUAUACCUCUGACUGAAGUCAUUGGGCCAAUAUGGCUGAUGUUGCUGCUUGGGACUGUGCACUGUCAGAUUGUCUCCACAAGAACUCCUAAGCCACCUCCCAGCACAGGGGGUAAAAGAAGAAGGAAAUUAAGGAAAGCAGCACAUUUGGAAGUACAUAGGGAAGGAGAUGGCUCUAGUACCACAGAUAACACACAGGAGGGAACAGUGCAGAGCUACGGUACAAGCACCUCUUGCAGUAUUGGCGCUGUCUUCAGAGAUAUCUGGCAUGCUGCUUUCUUUUUAUCAGGAUCUAAGAAAGCAAAAAACUCAAUAGAUAAAUCCACUGAAACUGAUAAUGGCUACGUGUCCCUUGAUGGGAAGAAGCCAGGCAGAGGCAGUGAAGAAGGAGUGCAGGGCCAUGAACGCCGCUGCGAGGUGAUCAGGCCAGAGGAGACAGGGUGGAGCCCUGCCACAGGGAGAGAUGCCCUGGGCAACCACAGUCACCACAAAGAUACUCCCAGGACUGUGACAAAUUUAUCAGAUGAAGUUUCUAGUGAGGAGGGGCCUGACACUGGCUAUUCCUUACGCCGCAAUGCAGAGCGCACCUCCAGCGACUGCACCCUUCGGAACAGGAAAUCUCACCAUUACAAGAAACACUACCCUCUGGAGGACACACCUAAAUCAGGUACCAGCUGCAGUUCCCGGUGCUCCAGCUCCAGACAAGACUCUGAGAGCACAAGGCCAGAGUCAGAAACAGAAGAUGUGCUGUGGGAGGACCUCCUGCACUGUGCUGAGUGCCACUCAUCCUGCACCAGCGAGACAGACGUGGAGAGCCCUCAGGUGAACCCGUGUGUGAAGAAAGAAUUCAGAGAUGACCCAUUCCAUCAGAGUCAUUUGCCUUGGAUCCACAGUUUGAAUCCAGGACUAGAAAAAAUAAGUGCAAUUGUAUGGGAGGGUAAUGACUGCAAGAAAGCAGAUAUGUCUGUGCUUGAAAUCAGUGGUAUGAUAAUGAACAGAGUGAACAGCCAUAUACCAGGAAUUGGCUAUCAGAUUUUUGGAAAUGUCAUAUCUUUAAUCUUGGGUUUAAUGCCCUUUGUCUUUCGACUUUUCCAAGCUAAAGAUUUAGAACAACUCGCAGCACACUCUGCCACUGAGCUCUGCAUGACUGCAUUUGGGUCAGAUGGAGAUGUUCUGGUUCUCUCCAUGGUUAUUAUAAGUUUUGUGGUCCGGGUGUCUCUCGUGUGGAUUUUCUUUUUUCUGCUCUGUGUAGCAGAGAGAACAUAUAAACAGAGGCUACUUUUUGCUAAACUUUUUGGUCAUCUCACAUCUGCCAGAAGGGCAAGAAAAUCAGAGGUACCUCACUUUCGCUUAAAGAAAGUGCAGAAUAUAAAAAUGUGGCUUUCUCUCAGGUCCUAUCUAAAGCGUCGGGGUCCUCAGCGCUCGGUGGAUGUGAUAGUGUCAUCUGCCUUCCUGCUGACUAUCUCAGUUGUGUUUAUCUGUUGUGCACAGCUACUUCACAUGCAUGAGAUUUUCCUUGGUUGUCACUACAACUGGGAACUUGUAAUUUGGUGCAUUUCUCUAACUGUUUUUCUCUUAAGAUUUGUUACUCUUGGAUCUGAAACAAGUAAAAAGUACAGCAAUACCUCAAUAUUACUUACUGAGCAGAUAAACUUGUACUUGAAAAUGGAGAAAAAGCCUAAUAAGAAGGAGGAACUGACACUAGUGAACAAUGUUUUAAAACUUGCUACUAAGUUAUUGAAGGAACUGGACAGUCCCUUUAGGUUAUAUGGGCUUACAAUGAAUCCACUGCUUUAUAACAUCACCCAGGUUGUCAUCCUGUCAGCUGUUUCUGGUGUCAUCAGUGACUUGCUUGGAUUUAAUCUAAAGCUCUGGAAGAUCAAAUCUUGACAGUAUAGAAAGAAGAUGAAAUAACACAGUGUUACAGAAAAGGUCAUUGGUGGACAAAACUGCCUCACAGCAGCCACUGAACCUGUAUUUCAGAAGCUACAACCUCUUCAAGGAAGUAAUUUGGAAAACGGAAGUGUUUACAUCUGUCUUGUGCAAUCUUUGUAUUUAUUUCAUCUUCUCACUGGUUUAUGUUUGUUUUAGUUGACAUUUAUGUUUUAUUUUCCAAUUACUUGUUCUGUUCUGGAAAAGGUCAAUUUUAGGAAGGGUCAAAAACUGUGUGUCUGAGAGUUUGAAAUCCUGAAAUACGAUCACACUAAAUUGCUCUCUCUGUUGUUAAAGCUAAGCCAAUGCUGAGCAUUUUUAGUUACCAAUAACACUAUAUGGAAAUCAUUUGAUUUUUGAUAGUGUGGUAAAAUUGCUUAGAAUAUUUCAUUUGCACCAGUCAUUUAUGAGGACAAUGUCAAUAGAUGUUUGG